AUGUUGGGCUGGAAAACAUUACCAUAUCUUGUUUUGCACGGUGGUGGAAGCCGCCGGAAAUCGCUAUGCCUUCGCAAACCCUCGCCAGAAAUCGCCCACAAUGCCGCAAUGCACUUACCGGAAAUCGCCUCUCACAAGCUCCGUUUGCUCUCAGAACCUCAAGACGAGCCUAGCAUCGGGAACCGAAACGUCACAAGUCUUCGCAGUGUUGCCGACACGUGUCACCCAUGCAUAGGGGAGCCCAACCGCCCUCACCUCCCCACUUGCGCCUACACUUCGAACGUUUCGACUUCUCCAUUCUUCUCCUUUUUGAGACAGAGCACACCUUUCCCAGCAUACGGCAGGCAGGCACGGGUCGAGUUUUCACUCACCUCUCGUGCCGAAUGGCAGGCACGAACGGGUCGAGUUUUUACUCACCUCUCGUGCCGAACGGCAGGCACGCAUGGUCAGGUUUUCACUCACCUCUCGUGUCGUUCAACCACCUUCGGCAAACCAACCUCUUCUUGUCGUUCCCUUCCAAUCUUCAAACCAACCUCUUAG
Messenger RNA from Prunus armeniaca (apricot), 540 nucleotides. The record is from the annotation of a GenBank genome assembly. NCBI's taxonomy places the organism in Eukaryota, Viridiplantae, Streptophyta, Magnoliopsida, Rosales, Rosaceae.